Messenger RNA from Maudiozyma barnettii, 6666 nucleotides. It is a transcript of the gene POL2, whose product is annotated as DNA polymerase epsilon catalytic subunit. The coding region runs from base 1 to 6666 and encodes 2221 amino acids. NCBI's taxonomy places the organism in Eukaryota, Fungi, Ascomycota, Saccharomycetes, Saccharomycetales, Saccharomycetaceae. Gene Ontology annotation, molecular function: DNA-directed DNA polymerase activity; DNA binding; nucleotide binding. The transcript has a single exon. Gene Ontology annotation, biological process: mitotic cell cycle; nucleotide-excision repair, DNA gap filling; DNA replication proofreading. The record is from RefSeq and is a predicted model, not a curated record. Gene Ontology annotation, cellular component: epsilon DNA polymerase complex; nucleus.
AUGUCCAGAAGAUUUCAAGGUUCUACUUCAGCAAGGUAUGUUAAGAAUCAAGGCCCAUCAAAUAUGGCGAACAGUUAUGCCAUGUCAGCACAACAGAUGCUUAAAUCAAAUAAGACUGAUGAGAUUGAUACAAUGAUGGGAUUCGAUAGAUAUACUGCUCCCCAAUUUAGUGGGAGAAUAGACAUGAAGAAACUAGAUCAAGUACCAGGACGUUUAGGUUGGUUGGUUAAUAUGCAUCCUACAAUGGUCAGUCAAGAUUCUUCAUCCUCAUCUUCUUCGACAUCUUCUGGGGGAUUCAAUAGUGUCUCUGGUGUUGAUUUCUAUUUCUUGGAUGAAGAAGGUGGUAGUUUCAAAUCAACAGUGGUCUAUGAUCCAUAUUUCUUUAUUGCAAUUUCAGACAGUACUAAGACUAACGAUGUAGAAGAAUUUUUGAAGAAAUAUCUCGAAUCAUGUCUGAAGAGUAUAGAGGUUAUUAGAAAAGAAGAUUUAGCAAUGGAUAAUCAUUUAUUAGGUUUACAAAAGACUUUAGUCAAAUUAUCAUUUAUAAAUUCAAACCAAUUAUUUGAAGCAAGAAAGUUACUACGACCAAUUUUGACAGAAAAUAAAACAACUAAUGAACAACGUAAUAUUUAUAAAAAUGCAUAUCAACAAAAUUCGUUAAAUAAUGAAAAGAUUUCAGCGGAUGACGCAAAAAGAUACAUUGAAGAUAUAAGAGAGUAUGAUGUUCCAUACCAUGUACGUGUAUCUAUUGAUAAAGAUAUUAGAGUAGGUAAAUGGUAUAAAGUUUGUUCAGAAGGAUUAAUAGAAUAUACAGAAAAAGUUGCAUUUGCUGAUCCCGUAGUGUUAGCAUUCGAUAUCGAAACUACAAAGGCACCAUUGAAAUUUCCAGUUGCAGAAGUAGAUCAAGUUAUGAUGAUAUCGUACAUGAUUGAUGGUGAAGGUUACCUAAUAACAAAUAGAGAAGUCAUUUCCGAAGAUAUAGAAGAUUUUGAAUAUACCCCUAAACCUGAAUAUAAAGGUCUGUUCACUAUUUUUAAUGAAUCGGAUGAACUAGCAUUAUUAGAACGAUUUUUUGAACACAUUAGAGAGGUAAGGCCGACAGUUAUCUCUACUUUUAACGGUGAUUUCUUCGAUUGGCCUUUUGUAGAGACAAGAGCAAAAAUCAAUGGGUUGAACAUGUAUGAUGAAAUUGGAUUUGCACCAGAUGCAGAAGGUGAAUAUAAAUCGUCAUACUGUUGCCAUUUGGAUUGUUUCCGUUGGGUGAAGCGUGAUUCCUAUCUUCCACAAGGUUCGCAAGGUUUGAAGGCUGUCACACAGGCUAAAUUGGGUUAUAAUCCGAUUGAAUUAGAUCCAGAAUUAAUGACUCCUUAUGCAUAUGAGAAGCCCCAGGAGCUAUCGGAAUACUCUGUUUCCGAUGCUGUUGCCACAUACUAUCUUUAUAUGAAAUAUGUGCAUCCUUUCAUCUUUUCGCUUUGUACUAUUAUUCCAUUAAAUCCCGAUGAAGUUCUAAGAAAAGGUACGGGUACAUUAUGUGAGAUGCUUCUUAUGGUCCAGGCUUAUAAAGGGAAUAUCAUACUACCAAAUAAACAUACAGAUCCAUUAGAAAGAUUCUAUGAUGGACAUCUAUUAGAGACUGAGACAUAUGUUGGUGGUCAUGUAGAAUCCCUAGAGGCAGGAGUUUUCAGAAGUGAUAUUAAGAGUUCUUUCAAGAUCGACCCAACAGCAAUCGAUGAAUUGCUCGAGGAUUUACCUAAUGCUCUGAAAUUUUCCAUCGAAACUGAGAGUCAUGCCAAACUAGAAGAUGUUACGAAUUUCAAUGAAAUUAAAGAUCAAAUCACCGAAGAAUUACUGAAAUUAAAAGAAGAACCAAAAAGAGAUGAAUUUCCAUUAAUUUAUCACGUUGAUGUCGCAUCUAUGUAUCCAAAUAUCAUGGCAACUAAUAGAUUGCAACCGGAUAGUAUAAAGACAGAAAGAGAUUGUGCUAGUUGUGACUUUAAUAGACCAGGUAAGACGUGUGCCCGGAAACUAAAAUGGGCGUGGAGAGGUGAAUAUUAUCCAGCGAAGAUGGAUGAAUACAAUAUGAUAAAGAGAGCUUUACAAAAUGAAACAUUCCCUAACAAAAAUAAAUAUUCCAAGAAACCAUACCUGACAUUCGAUGAAUUAAGUUAUACAGAUCAAGUUCAGCAUAUUAAGAAACGUCUAACAGAAUACUCCAAGAAGGUGUAUCACAGAACUAAAAUUUCCGAAAUUGUUGAAAGAGAAGCUAUUGUCUGUCAACGUGAAAACCCAUUUUAUGUUAAUACAGUUCGUUCUUUCCGUGAUAGAAGAUAUGAAUUUAAAGGUUUAGCAAAGACAUGGAAGGGGAAGGUAUCUUCAAUUGAUCCAUCUGAUCAUCAUGCAAAAGACGAAGCUAAGAAAAUGGCGGUUCUAUAUGACUCUUUGCAAUUGGCUCACAAAGUUAUUUUAAAUUCUUUCUAUGGUUAUGUGAUGAGAAAGGGGUCUCGUUGGUAUUCCAUGGAAAUGGCUGGUAUUACAUGUCUUACAGGUGCUACUAUUAUUCAGAUGGCAAGAGCAAUGGUUGAAAGAUUAGGGAGACCGUUGGAACUAGAUACAGAUGGUAUUUGGUGUAUCUUACCAAAGUCCUUCCCAGAAAAUUUUUUCUUUAAACUUGAAAAUGGUAAGAAAUUAUAUAUGUCUUAUCCAUGUUCAAUGCUUAAUUACAAAGUUCACCAACAGUUUACUAAUCAUCAGUACCAAGAGUUAGUAGAUCCAACAACUCAUAAAUAUAAAACUCAUAGUGAGAAUUCUAUUUUUUUCGAAGUUGAUGGUCCUUAUAAGGCCAUGAUAUUACCGACUUCAAAAGAGGAAGGUAAAGGUAUUAAAAAAAGAUAUGCUGUUUUUAAUAACGAUGGAUCUUUAGCAGAACUGAAGGGGUUUGAAUUGAAGAGACGUGGUGAAUUACAACUUAUUAAGAAUUUCCAAAGUGAUAUUUUCAAUGUUUUCUUAGAGGGUGAUUCUCUGGAAACAUGUUACAAAGCUGUAGCAGACGUCGCAAAUAGAUGGCUAGAUGUAUUAGAUACUAAAGGUUCCAUGAUUGAGGAUGAGGAUCUUAUCGGAUUAAUUUGUGAAAAUAGAAGUAUGUCAAAAACUCUAAAAGAAUAUGAAGGACAAAAAUCGACAUCCAUUACUACUGCUAAAAGAUUGGGUCAAUUUUUAGGUGAAGAUAUGGUUAAAGAUAAAGGUUUACAAUGUAAAUAUAUUAUCAGUAACAAACCCCACGGUGCUCCAGUUACCGAACGUGCCAUUCCAGUUGCUAUAUUUUCUUCUGAUUUGCCUAUUAAAAGAUCCUUCCUAAGGCGUUGGACUGCAGAUCCUACGUUAGAAAAUUUUGAUAUUAGAAGUAUUAUUGACUGGGAUUAUUAUAGAGAAAGACUUGGUUCUACUAUCCAAAAAAUUAUCACAAUGCCAGCUGCUUUACAAGAUAUUAAAAAUCCUGUUCCAAGAGUCGAACAUCCGGAAUGGCUAAGAAAGAAGAUAUUAAUGAAAGAAGAUAAGUUUCAGCAAACAUCUAUAAACAGAUUCUUUUCCAAGACUGAUAAUAAACCAGGGAUGAGAAAGGUUCAGGAUAUUGAAGAUUUAUUUAGACCUGAUGAACAAACUGAGGAUGCUAUGGGAAAAAAUGCAAAAUUUGCAAAAUCGAAGGCAGUGAAACGUGGUGGUAAACGUAAAAGAGGUGACAAAAAUAAUACUGAGGAAACUUUGAUUCUUCCUAAGGAAAUUCCAUCCAUGGAAGAUGACUAUGCUGCUUGGUUAGAAUAUUCCAAGAUUAAAUGGAAACUGCAAGAUAGAGAUAGAAAGCGGAGAACUCAGUUAUUUGGUACAGCGAGUAGACCAGCGGAGAGAUCAUUAUUAGGAAAUGUUAUGAGAAAGCAAGCUGAAACAUAUGCUAAUUCUACUUGGGAAGUUAUCCAAUAUAGACCCACAAAUGAGCCUGGUGUCUUAGAUGUAUUUGUGUCAAUCAAUGGUAAGAUACAAAUUUUGAAAUUCAAUAUCACUAAGACCAUAUAUGUCAAGUUCAAGACGGAUACUAUGCCAUUAUCUAAAAUUAAGCACUGCCAAAGUGAGAAGGUUAAUGGUACAUUACCAAAUAUACCUGGGUUAUCUAAUUCAAACACCAACAAUUUGUUUAAAUUAACCCUACCAGAGUCCGUUUAUUUGGAUGAAAUUGAAGAUAGAACUAGUAUUCUUAAUGACGAAAAUGUGUUAGGGAUAUUUGAAAGUACAAUACCUUCAAUGCAGCGAGCAAUUAUGGAAUUAGGAUCGGCAGUUUCAUUUAGUUCCAAUGCAAUGGGUUCACUUGGUCGUGGGUUACAAACUGGUUUCGAUAUUAAAAGUUUAACUAUGUCAAACAAUAAUAAAUAUUUGUUAAAAUACCAAGGUGAUAUAUCCUAUGUUCUACACUUUACUACAAAUAUUGGCUAUGAAGUUUUUGUAGUAUUCCGAUCCUGGAAUCCAACCAUUAAUGUGUUGGUUUUAAAACCCUCCUCUCAUGCACAGGAUAUCAGUGAAUCAGUCAUUAGCACUACAUUCAAGAAAUCUUUUCAAAAAAGAAUGGAAAACGCAAAAGCAUUUUCAAGAUAUGGUAAUAUUGAUAAGGAUUCUGUUUUUAGUACAGAGCAUUUCUCUGAUUAUCCAAAGUUGAUGAGAAAAUUAAGUUCGGAAUUGGCCAAGAUUAGGGAAGAAAAGGGACAACAAUUUCUAAUACUAUUACAAUCACCUUACGUCAGUAAAAUUGUUAAUUCUACAAAAUACUUUAAGAAUCUUCCAAUAAUUGAGUGGUCUUCCAAUGAAACAACACUUCCCCAACUAAAUUGGCAAAAUAUAUUUAUCACUAAAAUAAUGAAACAGUUAUUAUUUAGUGGGUCAUGGUUAGACGAUAUGAUUACAGUUUCCCAAUACAGUAAUAUUCCUCUAGGUAAUUUACAAUUGGAGAAUAUGAGCUACGUUAUUGACGUUAUGUAUGCAAGAAGAUUGAAAAAUGAAAAUAUCGUCCUAUGGUGGAAUGAAAAUGGUCCAUUGCCUGACCAUGCCGGUAUUCAAAAGGAUUAUGAUCCAACGACUUCAUGGAUAAUGAAUGGACUUUCUUUCCCUGAAAUCAAUAUUCCAAAUGUAUAUGAUAAAGCUGUUUUAGAAGUUAAUGUCAAUAAUUUAAUUGUAAACACCAUUCUAGGUUCGGCCUUAAUUAAUGAAGCAGAAGGGAGCGAUCUUGCAGGUGGCGGCACUAUGAGCUCAAUAGACCUUGGUUUCGAUAACUCUGAGGGUGCCUUUAUCCAAGACUCGUUUAAUGAGAAUGCUUUGAACGUCCUGAAAGGGAUGCUGAAGGACUGGUGGGAUCUUGCAUUAACUGGGAAUCAAACAGCCGAUUUGCUGGUGAAUAUGUUUAUCAACUGGAUUCAAAGCCCAAGUUCGAAAUUAUUUGAUGGAUACCUAAGAUACCAUAUUCAUAAUUUGACAAAAAAGUCAAUGUUUCAACUAAUUAAUGAAUUUAAUGGACUUGGAUCAAAGGUUUUCUAUGCAGAUGUCAACAAGCUAAUGGUACAGGUUAACAAGUAUACACCAGAAACAUGUUAUGCCUAUAGUCAGUAUAUCUUAAAAGCCAUUAAAACUAAUCCGAUGUUUAAAUAUGUCGAUUUGAAGAUCGAAAGAUAUUGGAAUAUUUUAAUUUGGAUGGACAAAUGGAACUUUAGCGGUAUUGCAUGCGACGAAAUUAUUGAUUCUGAUAAUCAAAAUUAUGAAGCAUAUUCGCAAUGGCAAAUGAAGAUAACAUUACCUAUUAUAUUCCAAUCAGAGUUUGAUGACUGGAUGGUGAUUAUUUUGGAUAGUAUGCUGAAGUCCAAAAGUCAGUACUUAGAAAAGACCAUAGGUACCCAACGAGUAACGCAAUUGCAAUUACCAUCGACUAAUACUCUCAACGAGGAACCUGAAUCGAUCAUAGCGAAUUUCACCCAAAUAUUCUCUAAUUCAUUGAUUAAAAGAAUUAAAAAAUUAUUUCGUAACCAACAAGAAUUUAUCUUGGAUCCGCAAUAUGAAGAAGAUUACAAAUUCCCAGAUCAUCCGGGUGCUCACUUAGAUUUGAAGAACCCUCUUCUAGAGCUGGUUAAAUAUAUAUGCCAUGCUAUGAUGUUAUCAAGUGAUACAAUUAUUGAGGUUCGUCGACUAAGAAAGGAUUUGUUGCACAUUUUUGAGAUUAAAGAAUUUGCCAAAGAAGCAAAUUUCAAUAAUCCUAGUACAAGCUUAACAAUCGAAGGACAUUUAUGCGAACAUUGUUCUUACAUUACCAACAUUGAUUUUUGUAAGGAUGACCCUACGACUAUCUUCGCCUGUACCAACUGUCUGAACAAGUUUGAUAAGUUACUAUUACAGGAAGAUUUAAUACAGAAAUUAUGUUCCUCGAUCGAAUUGUUUUACAAUCAAGAUUUGAGGUGUGCAAAAUGUCAUAAGAUAAAGGAAGAUUAUAUGAGUGCACAUUGUAAUUGUUCAGGUAAAUGGGAGACCACUAUUUCCGGUAGUGAAGUAUCGAAGAAUAUACAAAUUUUUAGACAGGUGUCUACAUUUUAUGAGUUCACAUUGUUGCAAGGAGCAAUUGGCCAAUUUUGUACUUCAUAA